Molecule: messenger RNA, 1412 nt
Organism: Hibiscus syriacus
Lineage: Eukaryota; Viridiplantae; Streptophyta; Magnoliopsida; Malvales; Malvaceae
Product: probable glucan endo-1,3-beta-glucosidase A6
Exons: 2
Coding region: 3-1340 (445 amino acids)
Biological process (GO): carbohydrate metabolic process
Cellular component (GO): plasma membrane
Molecular function (GO): hydrolase activity, hydrolyzing O-glycosyl compounds
Source: RefSeq, a predicted model, not a curated record
AUAUGACCGGCAAGAUUGGGAUAAACUAUGGUAGAGAAGGGGACGAUUUGCCGUCGCCGUACAAAUCGAUUCAGAUCAUGAAAUCCAUGAAAGUUGGCCAGGUAAAGCUCAAUGAUUCGAACCCCGAAAUAUUGACACUCUUGUCGGGAACCAAGAUCCAUGUUGCCGUUACGGUUCCUAAUGAAGAGAUGAUCCGGAUCGGUUCGAAUGAAACGUAUGCAGAACAAUGGGUCAGGAACAGUUUCAUACCUUUCUAUCCGAAUACCCUGAUUCGGUUCGUGUUGGUCGGCAACGGAGUCCUCAAUUCCGACAUAGACAGUGAUCGGAUCGCGUUGUAUGAUUCCCUUCUGCCUGCAAUGCGUGGGAUUAAGAAAUCCUUGAAUAAUCACGAUAUUAGGAACGUCAAGGUCACUACGACGCUAUCAAUGGAUGUGCUGCAGACGACUUUCCCGCCUUCUAAUGGUACGUUUCGGUCCGGUAUUUCGGGUACCGUGAUGCCGAGGAUGUUGAAAUUCUUGAACCGGACCAAAUCGGUUCUUUUCCUCGAUGUUUACCCUUAUUUCGCAUGGUCUGCUAAUCCGAAAAACAUUAGCAUAGACUUCGCUCUUUUAAGAGGAAACAUAACGCAAACCGACCCCGGAAGUGGCCUAGUUUACACAGAUCUCCUAGACCAAAUGCUUGACUCAGUCACAUUCGCCAUUGAAAAGAUCGGAUUCCGCAAUAUCCGAUUAGCAAUAUCCGGAACCGGCUGGCCUUCUGCGGGAGAUAUCGAUCAAAUCGGUGCAAACAUCUACAACGCAGCCACUUAUAACCGAAACCUCAUCCGAAAAAUGACAUUGAACCCGCUACCGGGGACCCCUAAAAGUCCCGGUGUGGUCAUACCAACAUUCAUUUCCUCCCUAUAUGAUGAAAACCACAAGAUAGGUCCAGGAACAGAGAGGCAUUGGGGCUUGCUACAUGCCAAUGGAACACCGGUUUACGAAAUCGAUCUCACCGGGAGCCGUAAUAUGUCUGACUACAAGCCGCUGCCACCCGCCGAAAACAACGAGCCAUAUAAAGGGAAAGUUUGGUGCGAAGUGGCACCGUGGGUCAACGAAGUGAGCUUGCCAUCAGCAGUGUCCAAUGUUUGCGGCAUUGAUAAUCAAACUUGUGCGGCAUUGGCCCCUGGGGGAGAGUGUUACGAGCCAGUAUCAGUGGUUUGGCAUGCAAACUAUGCUUUUAGUUCAUAUUGGUCAAAGUACCGAAGCCAGGGGGCAAUUUGCAGCUUCAAUGGGUUAGCUAGAGAAACAACUGUGGAUCCGAGUCGUGGACGCUGCAAUUUCCCGAGUGUGACACUGUGAACAAAGAUUGGAAGCUUUUAAGGUCUCUGUCAUGGAAAUCAAAGCUGCAAUAACUCAAAUUCUAGGAAAGCU